This is a messenger RNA of Triplophysa rosa, 1977 nucleotides long. RefSeq names its product iroquois homeobox 5a (gene irx5a). The record is from RefSeq and is a predicted model, not a curated record. The coding region runs from base 316 to 1659 and encodes 447 amino acids. Gene Ontology annotation, cellular component: nucleus. The transcript has 3 exons. Gene Ontology annotation, molecular function: DNA-binding transcription factor activity, RNA polymerase II-specific; RNA polymerase II cis-regulatory region sequence-specific DNA binding. Gene Ontology annotation, biological process: cell development; regulation of transcription by RNA polymerase II; neuron differentiation. NCBI's taxonomy places the organism in Eukaryota, Metazoa, Chordata, Actinopteri, Cypriniformes, Nemacheilidae.
CACUCUCCGAUGCAAAGCCUUAUCAGAGAGCAAAAACUUGUUCCGCGCGUUCGGCAUGAGAGACACAGCGCGCUCAGAGGGUGAGAGAGUGGCUCUAAAAUCCGCGUGUGAGUGAAAACAACCUGGCUGAAGCCUGACAACGACUUAUUAACCAGUGUGAAGUCUAUGCAUUCGUCGAUCUGUUUAAUUUACAUCACCUCUAUCACACUGAGGAGGACGGGACGGAGGUCUGGAACUCUAUGAGCGAGCGCGGAGAGCGCGUGAGAGUUUGAGGGCAUAGAAUUCAAGUGAAAAGUUUAUACUUGGAUCUUCACCAUGGCGUACCCUCAGGGCUACUUGUAUCAGCCAUCCGCCUCUUUAGCACUCUAUUCGUGUCCUGCCUACAAUACGAGUGUGAUAUCGGGACCCCGGACUGAGGAACUGGGGAGAUCUUCCUCUGGCUCUGCUUUCGCUCCCUAUGCCGGAUCUACAGCUUUCACCAGCGCCUCGCCAGGCUACAAUUCCCAUCUCCAAUACAGUGCUGAUGCAGCCGCCGCCGCUGCCACUUUCACUUCUUAUGUGAGCUCCCCGUAUGACCACACGACAGGCAUGGCCGGAUCUAUAGGGUAUCACCCAUAUGCUGCUCCCUUGGGCUCGUACCCGUAUGGGGACCCAGCUUAUCGGAAGAAUGCAACCCGGGACGCCACAGCCACUCUGAAAGCUUGGCUUAACGAGCACCGGAAAAACCCGUACCCCACCAAAGGCGAGAAGAUCAUGCUGGCCAUCAUCACUAAAAUGACCCUCACUCAAGUGUCCACCUGGUUCGCCAACGCUAGGAGAAGGUUAAAGAAGGAGAACAAGAUGACCUGGACCCCACGGAACCGGAGCGAAGACGAGGAGGAAGACGAAAACAUUGAUCUAGAAAAAAACGACGACGACGAGCCAAACAAGCCCACAGACAAGGGAGACUCCACAGACACAGAGGCAGAUCAUAAACUUAUCAACCCAGGGGAGAUGCCAUGCGACAGGUUUAGAGAUGAGACACAUUCUAAAGAUCUUGAUCCACUUUUGACAGACUCGGAAUUAAAAGACUCAGAGGAGAGGACGGACUUGCUCGCUGAGCAGGCAAAACCCACCACCUCUUCGCCUUCCAUUCUACAAAGAGGGAAUGAUCUCAUUACGCAAGAGAAGCAAUCAGAACCGGGCCACGCCACGAGUACGGGGAGCAGCAAUGUAACGUCUGUUAUUCAUUCCCCCCCGUCGGCGCCCAAACCCAAACUCUGGUCACUGGCCGAGAUCGCCACGUCUUCGGACAGGUGCAAGGGGAGCAGUGAGGCUCCGCAGGCCGCAGACCUGGGUCAAAGCACAGUCAUAGCCAGAGCUGCCUCGCCGACCCGGUCGUCCCCUCAGUGCCCUCUCCCCAGCAACACUGUGCUCUCUCGGCCUAUUUACUACACAUCUCCUUUUUACCCAGGCUACACGAACUAUAGCACUUUCGGACAUAUCCACAGCAGCCACGGCACCAACACUGGCUCUACGGCGCAUUUUAAUGGAUUAAGCCAGACUGUUUUAAACAGAGCCGAGGCUCUUGUCAGAGAGAGCAAAGUAAGAAGCCAAACGCACGUAGAUCUUUGUAAAGACUCACCUUAUGAGCUAAAGAAAGGUAUGUCAAACAUUUAAUACCGGAUUCAACGCCAAUCACACGGACAUUUAUUUAUUAUUUGUGGUUGCUUAAAAGAAGAAGCAAAAGAAGAAGCAAAAGAUCAUUUUGAUUAAAAAAAAUCGAGGACAAUUAUUUUCUGAGUAAAUGCUUAUCCUGAAAUCUUAGUUUCUGAAAGGUAAUCAAGAGGAUGUAACUUCUAAGAAUUGUCUUAAACGAUGCAGCCGCCCGAGUCUAUUUGUAUUAAAGACUAAUAUGUAUAUUUAAUGUAGCAUUUUGUAUUUAAAAUGGACAAUACACUAUCUUUGAAGUAAAUUAUGGUAAAGAAAAUGUGUGCA